AUGCCUGAAUUCAGGGUUAUGAGGCCAAGCUUGCCAUCCACAUCCCGUAGCAGCAUUGCUGGAAAGACGGGCGGCGUCAUGGCAGAGCGAUGCUUCGCAAAGAGCACUGGAGUGGGUGUCCUCAGAUUCUGGAGGGAGACGAGCUACGAGCACCCAAUAUCGGCUGUACGAGAAGAGCGUCUUCCUACACCCCCUGCUUCUGUCCCCAAGCCUCAAAAGUCAGAUCCCUUUCCGGAGAGAUUCUGUGACGAUUUCUCCGAAUCAGAAUUAAAGCCCCUGGGUCCGGCACCCAAGUUCUCGCCGGCCCGCUUCGAGGCAAUCUUCUCGACAUUCGUUUGUUCCGACGAUGACAGCGACGUCGAAGUUCCCGAGGAAUACGAGCUCCAAGCUCCAAACAUCGACGCGACCAAGCCCUGCCCUUCUCCCCGAAAGAAAGCUCUCCGCGACACAGACAUCAUCGAGUCCCACAAAGCCGCCUGCAAGAGCGCCGAGAUCAAAAAUCUCAGAGAGGAAGAAGCAAAAUGCCGUGCCAACAAGAAGCAAGCUUGCCGUGGAUUCCCAAAGCCCCUUCCAGAGAGCAAAUCCAUAGCCCCUCUUCCGAAGAAUCCGACCACGGAAGAUAUCGAAAAGUUCCUUGAGCUCCCCAAAGGAGACCAUCUCUCCAAAGGUCCACCCAAAACCAAGGAAGGCAUGAAGAAGUACAUGGCAUCCGAUCCUUGGCCUGGCCAAAAACUCGUCUAUCGAUCGGAGUGGCGAGAGGAAGUCAUGAUGGAUAGGGAUGAAUUCUCCCGAAAGAAGAGACGACGAGAAGAAGAGGAAAUUGAGAGGGAAGAGGCAAGACUGUUGGGGUCUCCGCCAAAGAGGAGAGAUUCGAUUUGGAGUGCGCAAGCAAUCCCAAAGGCGGAUUUGUUCGAUGCGUAUGGGCAGCCGAAGACGGGAGAUAUGGCUGCCCCGGCACAUAGCACGAGGAGAGCUAAUAAGCGGCAACGAAUAGCUUGA
Lecanosticta acicola is the source of this 999-nucleotide messenger RNA. Lineage: Eukaryota; Fungi; Ascomycota; Dothideomycetes; Mycosphaerellales; Mycosphaerellaceae. The record is from the annotation of a GenBank genome assembly.